CGAAUAAAAUCAUCCAAGCCGCGAAGGUGCAUUUAAUUCUAGGUUACAAUAUGUAUCGUUUUUUCCUAAAAAUCUAAAAAUGGACGAAGCAGAUCGGACUCAGUCAACGAGUCUUAUCGUGCCGGCGUCGGAAACGGCGUCGGGUUCGGGGGUGCGCGAGGAGGUGGACGAUGACGAUCGCCGACCUCCUCAACCGUUUCCUCAGCGUAGCACCGCCGUAGACGACGCUUAUCAUCCACAUUUCCAGCAAACGAACAAUGAUGAGACGGUGCAAUCUUUCUCAGACGACACUUGGUCUUGUGUAGUCGUUGUUAUUACUUUCUGGUUCUUCGUGUCUAUGACUUUGAUAUGGGGGGUUUAUGGGACAUCAAAUUUGCAGCUUGGACCAAAUUCAUCGAUUAUGAUAAAACCUAAUCCAUUGUUUGUGGAGCAAAUAACGGUGGAGGAGAUAGAUACUGCAAUAGGUGGACCAAUGCUGUAUGGACUUUACAGAAAUCCCCCCCUUGAUAUUGUGGCUACUUGGUCUGAAGCUUAUAAAACCUCUCUCCCAGCAAACACUCACAAGGAAUGGACAUAUUAUUUCAAUGCAGGAUCAGAAAUAAGUAUUUCAUAUAAUGUGAAUUCACUCAGUUCAUCUUCUUUAGUCCUGGUAAUUACCCAAGGAAGUGAUGGUCUAGCUCAGUGGCUUGAAGACCCAUCUUAUCCAAAUGGUGCCUUUUCAUGGAAUUUGAUUCAUGGAAAUGGCACAAUCUGGCAGGAUAUACGGAAGUCGUCUAGUUAUCAUGUUGCAGUGGGUAACUUAAACUCCGAAAUGGUAGAGGCGCACUUGAACAUCAAGAUAAAGGCUUUUCUCUAUAGUACUAAUGAGGCUUACUACAAAUGUAGAAUCACACAGAAUCAAUGUGGGUUGAGUCUUUUUUUCCCCGGUGGAAAUGUUGCUCUUCUGACAUCUCCUAGCCAGAGACCAGAUACAGCUGAUGGUGUGUGGACUGUCAAGCUUUCCUAUGGACCUCGAUGGAUCACAUACCUUCUUGGCAUAGGUGGAACGUGUUUUCUUGUGUUCCUGGCCCAGCGUAUCCUAAACAAUCUGCAUCGUAGUCGUCAAGACACAAGUAGAGCACAAUUAGAAGAUGCUGGAUCUGAACGGUUCCCUAUGCUUUCGGAUAAACAUGAUGACAACUUGAGUUUGGGUUCCUCUUACUGUUCUCUUUCUCAAGAUGAGGAUGCUGAAGAGCCAACAAGCAGCAGUACACUUGAUGGGAAGCCAGUAAAAGACAGUGAGCAGAGCGAUAUGCGUCAUCUCUGUGCAAUUUGCUUUGAUGCACCAAGGGACUGUUUCUUCCUCCCAUGCGGACACUGCUUGUCCUGUUUUGAAUGCGGAACCAAGAUAGCAGAGGCUGCUGGUACUUGCCCUGUAUGUCGCAGGCGCAUGAAGAAGGUGAAGAAGAUAUAUACUGUUUGAACAUCCCUUAUGGACUUGCCACCUCUGAUGCCGAUCUGCUGUGUAUAUACUGUUUGUAUCAUUGUAUUCUUGUCAAUGUGAUAGGUGAAAUUGUUUUUUCAUUAGCAAUUGGGUGGGCGGCCCUUCUGCCCUUUUCGCCCACCGGUAGCCUUUUCUUAUAAGGGAAACACUUAUUUUUUCUGUGACUUGAAUAUUUGAAGCUGCGCCCAACGUUGGAUGACUUUGUACUUCUGUGAGGUGGUUCAAAGACACCAGGUUGGUGAUGAUACUUAAACACAUGUAUAUUGAACUUGUAAAACCACUAGUAUUUUUUUUUUUUCAAAUGUUAUGAUGUUAUCCUUGCAA
Molecule: messenger RNA, 1807 nt
Organism: Ipomoea triloba (trilobed morning glory)
Lineage: Eukaryota; Viridiplantae; Streptophyta; Magnoliopsida; Solanales; Convolvulaceae
Product: E3 ubiquitin-protein ligase APD2-like
Exons: 10
Coding region: 80-1462 (460 amino acids)
Source: RefSeq, a predicted model, not a curated record